GAUGUGGUGGUAGAUGAAACCUUUCCCCUACCUCACACCCCACCCUCUGCAGCCCUGGUCCCCACCCCUAGAAGAUAGUGGAACUGAGAAGAGGCCUGUGGACAGAAAAGUCAUGUCUGACUCCCUGGUGGUGUGUGAGGUGGACCCAGAGCUAAAGGAAAAGCUGAGGAAAUUCCGCUUCCGAAAAGAGACGGACAAUGCAGCCAUAAUAAUGAAGGUGGACAAAGACCGGCAGAUGGUGGUGCUGGAGGAAGAAUUUCAGAACAUUUCUCCAGAGGAACUAAAAACAGAGUUGCCAGAGAGACAGCCCAGAUUCGUGGUUUACAGCUACAAGUAUGUGCAUGAGGAUGGCCGAGUGUCCUACCCCUUAUGUUUCAUCUUCUCCAGCCCUGUGGGCUGUAAGCCCGAGCAACAGAUGAUGUAUGCAGGGAGCAAAAACCGGCUGGUACAGACAGCAGAGCUCACAAAGGUGUUUGAAAUCCGCACCACUGAUGACCUCACUGAGGCCUGGCUCCAAGAGAAGUUGUCUUUCUUUCGUUGACCUCUGGGCUGGGGACCUGCAUUCCUGAUGUCUGAGUCUCCAAAGGAAUUGGGGACUCAGACUCCUUCGACCUGAACGUCUGAGACCCUAAAGAAAUUAAAAUACAAGAACUCAGAUAUCCUCA
This is a messenger RNA of Manis javanica (Malayan pangolin), 665 nucleotides long. It is a transcript of the gene GMFG, whose product is annotated as glia maturation factor gamma. NCBI's taxonomy places the organism in Eukaryota, Metazoa, Chordata, Mammalia, Pholidota, Manidae. Gene Ontology annotation, cellular component: cortical actin cytoskeleton. Gene Ontology annotation, molecular function: Arp2/3 complex binding; actin binding. The record is from RefSeq and is a predicted model, not a curated record. Gene Ontology annotation, biological process: actin filament debranching; negative regulation of Arp2/3 complex-mediated actin nucleation.